AUGGACUACAUCCACGAGAACACACGGAUGGUGGUGUGCGGAACAGGAGCGGCGAUCGUCGCGACCGUCGUGCUCAGGUGGUUGUUCGACCCACUCAGGCGUAUCCCCACUGUCGGAGGACCUUCUAUCCCGCUUCUGUCUUACAUCGGCGCGUUUAACUUCAUCCGCGAUGCUAUGCGUAUCAUCACGGAAGGGUAUCAGAAGCACCAUGGCAGCGUUUUCAAAGUCGCCCUGUUCGACCAGUGGAUGGUCGUCAUCAGCGGCCGAAGAUGGUCGAAGACCUCUGCAAAAGACCCAAGGACGAGGUGUCAUUCAUCGAAGGAGUCGAAGAGGUACUAUGAUGAUCCGCAGAUUCUACAAACCAAACAUACUAUCGGGAGGGCGUGGCUGGACGAUCCUUAUCUCGUUGACAUCACCAGGGAGAAGCUCACCCGCACGCUGCCCGCAGUUAUGCCAGAUAUCGUCGAGGAGCUUAUGCUCGCGGUCCCAGAGAAUGUCCCCGCACCUCAGAAGGUACGAUAUAGUCCUUGUGUCACGUAUGCAGAGUGGGUAUCAGUACAUGUCAUCAACUCCAUGCGAAAGAUCGUCGCCCGGGUGAGCAACCGUGUUUUCGUCGGAUUCCCUGCCUGUCGCAACGAGGAGUUUUUGGAUCUCAUGAUCAGGUACACAUUCGAUAUCACAUCUGACAACGACCGCAUGAAACCAUUCCCCGGCUUCCUGAAGGGCGUUGUGGGAGGUCUUAUGAGCAACACGCGCAAGACGCAAAGGCGGGCUACAGCCAUCCUCGACCCGAUCAUCAAAGAGCGCCUCGACAAGUUGAAGGAGCUCGGCGACGGCUGGACCGAAAAGCCCAACAACCUGCUCACCUGGAUCCUCGAGAAGGCACUCUUGCGCGAUUCGACGGCGGAGCAGAUCACCCAGCGCGUGCUCCUCGCGAACUUCGCCGCGAUUCAGACGACCUCGAAGAGCGCGACGCACGCGAUCUACCACCUCGCCGCCGCGCCCGCGCUCGCGGACGUGCUCCGCGCCGAGGUCGAGCCGAUCGUCGCCGCGGAGGGCUGGAGCAAGGCCGCGCUCGGGAAGAUGUGGAAGGUGGACAGCCUCCUGCGCGAGUCGCAGCGCAUGAACGGGAUCUCGCUCCUGGCCGCGACGCGCAAGGCGCUCAAGGACAUCACGCUCGCCGACGGGACCUUCAUCCCCGCGGGCACGCUCGUCAACGCGGCCGCGUACCCGGCCCACCGCGAGUCCUCCGUGUACGGCGCGACGGCGGACGAGUUCGACCCCUGGCGGUUCUCGCGCAUGCGCGAGGGCGCCGGCGAGGACUUGAAGCACCAGUACGUGAACACCUCGCCCGAGUACCUCGCCUUCGGGCACGGGCGGCAUGCGUGCCCGGGACGGUUCUUCGCUGGGGGCGAGCUGAAGGCGCUGAUCGCGGUUCUGGUGCUCAACUACGACAUGAAGAUUCCUGGGGACGGCCCGCGGCCGAGCAACGUGCACUUCGCGGAGCACGUCCUGCCGGACCUUACGGCGCACGUUUUGUUCCGGAAGAGGCAGCCGGCGCGGGCUUGA
Messenger RNA from Epithele typhae, 1569 nucleotides. Its product is annotated as cytochrome P450. The record is from RefSeq and is a predicted model, not a curated record. Bases 1 to 1569 code for a protein of 522 amino acids. Gene Ontology annotation, molecular function: monooxygenase activity; heme binding; oxidoreductase activity, acting on paired donors, with incorporation or reduction of molecular oxygen. Lineage: Eukaryota; Fungi; Basidiomycota; Agaricomycetes; Polyporales; Epitheliaceae. The transcript has 10 exons.